CUGAAUCAUAACAUUGAACACACUAUCGAUUGCCAAUUUACCGAAUCAUAAUAUUAUACCACCGUUAUUACCCAGCUAUGCAACUAUACUAAGGUAGAUACUAUUAACAAUUUCACAAAUUUUAAAUACCACUUUUGUUUAAAUAUUAAUUUGUUUUUAUUAAAUAUUCGCCUGACACUUUCUGAGUAGAGUUAACAAUUUUAACGGUAUUCAAGUAACCGAAAUAAUUUCGUUACUAGUUUCGUUAAAAGUUAAUUAUAAUGGAUAAAAUAAAAAAAUUUCGACUCUCAUCGGAAAGCCGACAGUCUAAGGAAUAUGAUUCGAAUAGCAAUUGUGUUGUUAAAAGCAAAAAGAAAAAAUUGAGUUUGACUAAAGAGUUGAUAGGUGGAAUAGAACAUUUCAAAAAAGCAUUGUCAUUAGGUUUUCAAAAGAAAAACAAAAAUAUAGAUUUUUUGGAUCCUAUAAAGGGAGAAAGCGUGAAAGUUGACUGUGAAGAUACAAAAAAAACCAAAAAUUUGUGGAACGUCAGUCUAAAAGCCUUAGAACAGCUAAUUGCAAAAGAAAGACGUCUUAGACAAGAUUAUGAAGUGAACCUAAUUAGACACCUGGACAGGCUUAAACAGUUGGACAGGGUCAAAGGGGAACAUGCUAAACAGCUAGAACAAACACUAGCUGACGAGGAUCGCGUCAUAACAGCACUACGAACGGACAUUAAAAAUACUAAUGAAGAAUUUGAGAAUUGUAGGCUAAGGUUUUUUCGGUUUUACAUGGAAUCGUUCGGCCGUUCAACUCUGAUUGACGCUGCAAAGGCUUUCAGUCAAGCUUGCAAGAAUGCAGAAAUGGCUGUAACAGCAACAAGUGUGUUAAGUGGAGUAAACGGAGAAACGUCUGUUAAGACUGUUGCACAAAUUAAAGGUAUGAUUACAAGAAUACAAAAUAAACUACAAUUAUUAAUAACCGACACUACAGUUCAAAAAAGAUGUCCAUCUAGAAAGGAAAUCGUUCAAGUGGCUGAACGUAGACUGUCCACUGUAUCAGAUGAGUUGGUGCGACUUUCAGAGGGUAACAAAGAUUGGUUGGCCAUUUGGUAUGCUGCAGUAUCGGCACACCAGAAUAACAUCGCUUUAGAAUCAACGGCUGAUGUGCUUGAUUCACAAACGGACAUGCUACAGGACCGUUUGUCUCAUAUGACUGCACGACACGCUGAACUAAAUGCCCACAAAAACGAGAGACAAAUUGAAGCUGUGGUUUUAGAUGAAUUUUAUGCCGUUACUGAGGAAAUCAACGCACAACAGUUGAGGAGUUUAGAAUUCAGUCGUUUAUUAGCUGAAGAUGAUGACGAACUAUUAGAGGAUAUGGAAAUGAUUCAACAGCUCAAAGAAAAGAUUGCCGAAAAAAAGAGAAAAAAGCAGCAGUUACUUGAAAAAAGAGGAAUAAUUAAAAGCGAAUUAGACAUAUACAAAAAUCAAUAUGAAGAACUGAUGAUUAAGAAGAGUAGAUUGACCGAAGACGUGAUAAAUGUACAAAAAUCACCUAGCAAACUACUCAACCAAUCUGAACUACGACAUUACCAAGUACAUGGCCAGCAGCAACGUGUUAAACAUUUGAAGCAACUGAAAAUACAAUUCAACAAACUGACAAAUAAAAGAGACGUUUUAAAACAAAAACUACAAACAUAUCAACAGGACAAGACCACUCUCAAACAGGUGAAUAAGCUUUAUCCUAAACUACCAGAAUAACUCAAAGAGUUAACACUCACAAACUUACUUUACUACGUUGAUUGAUUUCAAUAGUAUUGAUUAUUAAAGUAUUACUUUGAAAAUAUUUUUUAUUACAUGUAAAUUUAUAUUUUUUACCUUUCUAUUAAACAAAUUCUGAAAAUUUUAAUAUAUUGUAUAUUAUAUAUAAGCUAAUUUGAUUUGCAUAAAUAAAAUACCAUACUACAUUUUUGAAUAAAUUAUAAAUAUUGUUGAGUUUUCGA
Messenger RNA from Daktulosphaira vitifoliae (grape phylloxera), 1981 nucleotides. RefSeq lists its product as uncharacterized. The transcript is spliced from 6 exons. The record is from RefSeq and is a predicted model, not a curated record. The coding region runs from base 261 to 1739 and encodes 492 amino acids. Lineage: Eukaryota; Metazoa; Arthropoda; Insecta; Hemiptera; Phylloxeridae.